Toxorhynchites rutilus septentrionalis is the source of this 2134-nucleotide messenger RNA. It is a transcript of the gene Lmx1a, whose product is annotated as LIM homeobox transcription factor 1-beta. Lineage: Eukaryota; Metazoa; Arthropoda; Insecta; Diptera; Culicidae. Gene Ontology annotation, molecular function: DNA-binding transcription factor activity, RNA polymerase II-specific; RNA polymerase II transcription regulatory region sequence-specific DNA binding. The transcript is spliced from 4 exons. The record is from RefSeq and is a predicted model, not a curated record. The coding region runs from base 304 to 1608 and encodes 434 amino acids. Gene Ontology annotation, cellular component: nucleus. Gene Ontology annotation, biological process: neuron differentiation; regulation of transcription by RNA polymerase II.
CAUAGUUAACAUUUCAUCGGCGAAAGAAUCACACACGCGGUUUGUCAUUCCUCGCGUUCGGAUGUAAUUAUUGUGCGUUGCGCUGUUAUUUUUGUAUGCGGUCGACCUUAUUCGCGAUUACCCGUGUGUGAACAACAACAACACCCCAAGCCCAAGGAUUAAAGUGAUUUUACACAUGCAGUGAUAUUCAUGAAGUGCGUGCUAACAUUCACCGCGCAACCAACGCUGUACCGAAGGUGUUAAUGAGAGCUCGCUGGACAAGUGAGGCCGAAUUUGGCGAUCAAACCAACAAGUGACUUAAAAAUGUUGGAAUUUUAUCAUAAUCUUAAUCUUAACACUGGAAUAACACAGGGUCAAACGGCGGACAGUAAACUGCAGGAUAAUCCUCUGAACGGUAACGAGCAAACAGAUAUCGUCGGAACGAUAAAAAGUGAAAAAUCGCAAGAAAUUUGCGAAGGAUGUGGCCAGAAAAUCAAGGACCGGUAUUUCAUGAAACUUUCGCCCGAUCAGUACUGGCACGAGCAGUGCCUUCUCUGCUGCAUUUGCCACAUCCAGCUCAACCAGUCCUGCUUCACGAAAAACACCAAAGUGUACUGCAAAGAAGACUACUACAGAAUGUAUGGCCUCUCUCCGCUGCAGCAACAGCAACAGCAAAGUGUGUGUCGAGAUUGCUACGGCUGCGGGGAACGAAUUUCGCCAAACGAGAUGGUCAUGCGAGCGAAAAAUUUAGUUUAUCAUUUGAAUUGCUUUCUGUGCUACACCUGCAACAGACCCCUCCAGAAAGGUGAACCAUUCUCGAUGCGAGCUGGCAAACUCAUCUGUCAGCAUGAUUUGGAGAAAGACAUGUACAGCAAUAUGCACUCGCUGCAUUCGCAUCAGAGCCCCCAUCUGUACGGUGAUGACGAUUAUCUGCUUGAAGAUGGAAUCCGUUCGCGUGAUGGCCGCCGUGGCCCUAAACGACCACGAACAAUCCUAACCUCAGCCCAACGACGUCAGUUCAAAGCCUCGUUCGACGUGUCACCCAAACCUUGCCGAAAAGUGCGUGAAGCACUGGCGAAAGAUACCGGUCUCUCAGUCAGGGUUGUUCAGGUGUGGUUCCAAAAUCAGCGAGCGAAGAUGAAGAAGAUUUCUAGGAAAAGCAAAACCGCACAAAACGGUAACACCGAUGGAGAGAAAACACACUCUGAUAAAGACGAAAAAUCGAUCAAACUUGAAUCGCCACAAAGUGACCAUGGUCACUAUUUGAAUGUCGAUGGAUCGUAUGGAUCCUCCAGUCAACCGCUCAAUCCGAAUAUACCCUACUCACCAGAUUUCCCCGAGAAUUCCGAUGCCAGCAUGUGCAGCAGUGACAUAUCGUUGGACGAGAGCUUCGAUAACUUUGAUGAAGGCGCUUCAGACAGUAUGUCUUUGCAAAACCUAGAUCUGCAGACGAACCUGAACAGUAGUGGCAGCAGUAACAAUAGUGCAAAUAACAAUACAGGUGCAAAUUUAGUCAAUCAUAACAAUAACAACAUCAAUGGUUUAAUAGCAGCAAACAGUAUCACCCACAUAGACAAACUGUAUCUGAUGCAGAACUCCUAUUUCAACUCUACGGUCAUCGAACAGUGAUUGUGCCGUGCGGAGGGUAUGUAAAUGGAUUGUAAAUAUCACAAGCGAACGGAGGAAUCCCAGCAUAAACUGUCGCCUAGCAACAUUUUUGCGCCAAAGUUUGAAACUAAUUGUCAACGUCAUGAAAAAAGUGUUUCGUACUAGUCAAUACAAACAAAAGGGUUUUAAAUUUAAAUAUUAAGGCAGAAACUUUUGUGACACCGUUAUGUAAAAAAAAUAUUUUUAUUCCAGCGUGAGUCAUUAUUUCAACAGUGAUAGAGUGAACUUUUCUUUUCUCAUUAAUUGUAGAAAAUCACGAAAAAUCAGUUUUAGUUAAAGACAUUUUAAAACCAAAAAACACUGUCACAAAUUGUUAUACACAUAGAGCUUUCAACAGAGGUGAAACAUUAGUUCAUUGUAAAUAAUUUCUAGCAACUUUCUAUUGAUGGAUAUACAAUAAUUUGUUAUACAGGAAACUCGAAGCUGAAAAUUGAAUCACGUGUUUGCUAUAGUCGACUAGUCGAGAAGAGAAGCAAUGCAAACAUUU